Messenger RNA from Vombatus ursinus (common wombat), 1298 nucleotides. Its product is annotated as beta-1,3-galactosyltransferase 2-like. Lineage: Eukaryota; Metazoa; Chordata; Mammalia; Diprotodontia; Vombatidae. Gene Ontology annotation, molecular function: N-acetyl-beta-D-glucosaminide beta-(1,3)-galactosyltransferase activity. Gene Ontology annotation, cellular component: membrane. The transcript has 2 exons. The coding region runs from base 71 to 1150 and encodes 359 amino acids. The record is from RefSeq and is a predicted model, not a curated record.
CAAAUCAGGGAGACUACAUGAGCGAACAGCAACAGAAAAAGUACCACUAGCAAGAAGGACGUACAGCACCAUGAGGUGGUCGUGGAGUCAUCUGGUGCUGGGGGUUCUGCUCGGUAUAGCCUGUGGAACGAUGCUAACACUGCUCCUAGAGGCUAAGUGGGGGGCUCUGAAAUCUCCGGGACCUCAACUCCACCUUAAGUCCAAGAGCUCCCUGUAUCCCCCAAUACCUCUUCUCCCCUUGGCCUCCAAUGCCCUGGAUGUCCCCAUGGAGAGACUCUCAGAAGAACUUUUGACCCCAGCCAUGGCAGUGGUAAAAUAUCCCUAUUCUUACCCCUUCCUGAUUAACCACCCAGAAAAGUGUCAGGGUGAUACUGCCCCUUUCCUGCUGAUGUUGGUGAUGACUCAGCCUCAGGCCAGUGAGGCCCGGGAGGCUAUCCAGACCACAUGGGGAGACGAAGGCAUCGUGCCUGGUGUGACCAUCCGUCAUCUCUUUGUGCUUGGCCUGUUCCCAUCCUACUUACAUAGACGCCUUCAGUAUCUAUUAGAGGAGGAGGAUGCUGAAAAUCAAGACCUGCUCCAGGUGGGCUUCCUAGAUACACAGAGCAACCUAACUCUCAAGACCCUGAUGGGGCUGGAAUGGAUGGCCCGCCACUGCCAAACUGCCCAGUACGUGCUCAAGAUGGAUGGUGAUGUAUUCCUGAACCCUAGCUUCCUGGUACAUCAGGUGCUUCGGCCAAAGGGGCCCCCACAUCCCUCCUUCAUCACUGGCUACAUCUAUAAGAACAGGAUGCCCAUGAGGAAGCCGCACUACAAGUGGUACAUGCCCCGAGAGGUGUUCCCUGGAACCAUCUACCCACCCUACUGCUCUGGGGCUGACUACGUGAUGUCCGGCUGCCUUGCCAUGAAAAUCCUGGCUGUAGCCCAGGAAAUCAAGGCAAUCUACUUGGAGGAUGUGUUUGUGGGGUUGUGUCUGCAGCAUUUGAGGGUGAAAAUCACUCCUAGCCCCAUAGAUAUUUUCCAUUUCUUUGGGAGGGAAUAUGAACGCUGUGAUUUCAACCAGCUUACAAUUGUCCAUCCCAUCAAGCCCGUGGACCUCCUCUGGAUCUGGAUGGACUUUCAAAAGGCCAACACCACCUGCCCCUCAAGUUAGGUUCCGGCAUAGGGACCCUGCUACCCUCCAUCUAGGGCCCACCUGCUCUCCCUUUCCUUCCAGCCUUUCCCACCCCAAAGGACCCCUCUCAGUAGUUCCUACCCUAAUUUGACAAUGGUCCCUCAGGGUGCUGAUAUCAUCAUUAAAG